AUGGUCUGUGUUGUGGUCGAGGUUCUGGGGAACUUCGAGGUCUGGAGACGCAGCAGUGUUCGCCAUCCCUUUGGCCUGGCGCGAGCCGAGGUUCUGACGGGAUUUGCCAUGUCUGUUUUCCUGCUCUUUGGCGGGUUCGACUUGAUAUCGCACAACUUGAAGCACUUUCUGGAGGAGCUUGGGGACCACGAGUCGCACCAUUCCCAUCCCCACGAGCGCGUCUCGGCUGGAACCGUCGACUUUGUGGCCGUUGCCGCCAUUGCCACGAGCAUUGUGUCGGCCUACGGUCUGAAGAACCACGCUCGGAUCUCAAAGGUCAUGCGCGUCUCCUACCUGGCGUCGCUGCCUAGUGUCCUUUCGAACCCCUUCCACUUCCUGACCAUCUGUGUGUCGCUCCUGAUUGCAGUGCUGCCGCUUCUUUCCAUCACGCUUUACACGUGGCUCGACCGACUGAUUUGUGCUACCAUUUCUGUGGCAAUGUUCGGGCUUGGCGCGCGAUUAGCCGUCGCGCAGGGACUCAUGCUGUUGAUGUCGUAUGGGGGCCAUGGCGGUAACGCAGGAGUGUCGUCAGUCCUACGAGAAAUCGAGUCUGACUCGAGUGUUACCCGGAUUGACGAUGCCCAGUUCUGGCAAGUUCACUACAAUCUAUGCAUGGCCAAUUUGAAGCUUAGCGUGGUCAAGGGCUAUGAUGAGGCGUCGCUGGGGAAGCUUCGCAGUCGUAUUUCUUCACUCAUUCAGAACCGCCUCGGCGAAGGCUAUGGUACUGGAGGUAAUAUGCGAUGGGAAGUGACCCUCGAGGUGACCACAGAUGCGACAUCUUGA
This is a messenger RNA of Emericellopsis cladophorae, 822 nucleotides long. RefSeq names its product cation efflux family protein family. Gene Ontology annotation, molecular function: zinc ion transmembrane transporter activity. Gene Ontology annotation, biological process: zinc ion transport; transmembrane transport; intracellular zinc ion homeostasis. The record is from RefSeq and is a predicted model, not a curated record. The transcript has a single exon. NCBI's taxonomy places the organism in Eukaryota, Fungi, Ascomycota, Sordariomycetes, Hypocreales, Bionectriaceae. Bases 1 to 822 code for a protein of 273 amino acids. Gene Ontology annotation, cellular component: Golgi apparatus; membrane.